AUGCCAUACACUACUGGGCACCACGGGGCAACCGAUCUCCCUCGGCUCAUCAUGAUUGAAAACUGCACGACGCUUUAUCCAAACGACUCUGUCGGUCGCAAGGUCAGCGAGUAUUCCGACCGACAUUCUAUGCAGCUCCCCGAGAGACUUGAACUGUACCAUGAGUGGGUGCUGCGCAGCCAACCCUGCGCGUACUUUGCAAUCUCUCUCCUCGAGGCACGCAUGCUCUCGUGGAUGGCACGCAUCACCGGUGCCAAGAGAGUCCUCGAGAUCGGUGCGUUUGUAGGGUUCUCGGUCGCCACCUGGGCGUAUGCUGUAGGUCCGGAUGGAAGCGUCACGGGCCUUGAAAAAUGCCCCGACUACGCAAGAGCCGCCCGGGAACAGCUCGAGCACUUCGGUUGGAGCAAUGCCCAUAUCGUCACGGGAGAUGCUCUCGAGACCUUGUCCAGGAUGCAGCCUGCAGAGCCAUACGACAUCGUCUUCAUUGACGCUCAAAAGUCGGCGUAUCCGACAUACCUCAGGACCAUCUUGGGCAAGUCCAAGCCUGGGCAGGUCAACCGGCUCCUCCGGCCGGGCGGCUUGAUCAUUGGCGACAACGCGCUUCGGGCGGGCUUGGUUGCCGACGAGUCCGAGGACAAUCCGGCCACGAAGACGGUUCCUCAGCAGACGGUCAAUUGGAACUGGAGCAGCAUAGCGUUCCUGGACGAGUUCAACAAGAUGAUGCACACGCACCCGCGCAUCGAGGCCGUCUUGCUGCCCGUUUUUGACGGGCUCGGCAUGGGGAGAUUGCUGGAUUGA
This is a messenger RNA of Ustilaginoidea virens, 798 nucleotides long. RefSeq lists its product as uncharacterized. NCBI's taxonomy places the organism in Eukaryota, Fungi, Ascomycota, Sordariomycetes, Hypocreales, Clavicipitaceae. The record is from RefSeq and is a predicted model, not a curated record. The coding region runs from base 1 to 798 and encodes 265 amino acids. Gene Ontology annotation, molecular function: O-methyltransferase activity; S-adenosylmethionine-dependent methyltransferase activity. The transcript has 3 exons.